AUGCCUUCGCGGACUGACGGGGCGUCUGGAGUAAAGCAAGGUUCCAAGAGGAAGAGAAAGAGGGAGAAGGAGAGGGAGCCAGGACAAGAUGCCCCAAGUGGGGUGUCGUCUCACGACCGACGCGUCAAGCAGCUAAGGAAAGGGGUCGACGAAAGUCUGCAACCCUCCGAUGCUGUGAAGCAUGCGUUGCUGGCUCAGUAUUACCCAACUAUUCUGACCUUACGGCAGUACGUGCUCUGCAGUCUGCCAGCAUCAUCGAAAACUCGCCGCAAAAAGAUCUCUGCAGUCGGCAAGCCAGACCACUAUGUAGCUGAAAAUACAGGUGCAGGAGUCCAGGAAUCUGAGAAGGAUCCUGACGACAUCCACGCCUCAGUAGCCCGACUUCUAGACACGACGUUAGUUGGUACUCACGGCAACCCGAGCCCUUUUGGAGGAGAAAAAUCGGACAGCCGUCUCCAACGGUGGAUUGAUUAUUCCCAGAAGGGCGACGACUCCCUUGUGACGCUCUCUGAUGGUGUUGCUGGUGCAGUACAUUGUCAGACAGAGAUAGUCGACUUCAUUAUCUGGCUGCUCUUUUCGAGAGAGACCUUGCCCAGCGCUCGGCCCCGUCACCUUCUCUGCGAUGGCUUUCGGAAGCAGAUUGGCCCUAGGCAGCAACAAUGCUCAGUUCAGGGACUGUACAGCGUCUAUUCUAAUGAACGAGUUGCGGCCUUGAAAGAGUCACCAUGGCCGCAAUUGCUCUCGCUGUUGGGAAAGGCUGGAAUCGACAAUACGCUCCGAAUGAUGAUGUACAUAUUCCCACGUCAAUUCGGUCUGCAUAAUGCCUUCACGUCUCAUGUCGACUCGACACAGACAGCCCAGAAAUUUCAGGACUACACCCUCCGAGAGGAAGAAAUACUCAAGAAGUUUCGCAAAAAGGAGGGUUGCAUCGAUAUUCUUGAUGUGCGAAUUCCCAAACGACUUAGAGGCAGGCUUGAGCACCUGCACCACUGUCCGGUUCAUCGGAAUACAUCCGAUGCCCAUGCGAGCCGUCAUCGUGGUGGCGCUAAGACCGCUUCCGCGACAAGCAAGCUUUCGGGGAAGGCUCCGAGGGAUCGCAAGAAGUUUCGAUCAACACCUUCCUCCACAAAUCCCUUGAAAAAUUCGUCGGUGACAGAGCUUGCAACCCCGAUUUCCAAUGUCUCGGCGUUUUGCCAAGCUGUUCUGUCGAAAAUCAUUCCCCACGAGUUCUGGGGGCACGGUGAUGUGCAGGCUCACAACCGAGGCAAGCUACUCAAAACCGUUGACAAGUUCAUUAAGCUGAGGCGUUUUGAAACAAUGUCACUCCACGAAGUUAUGCAAGGCCUGAAGCGAAGCGAAGUUCUGUACGAGUUUCUCUACUACAUCUUUGAUUCGAUAUUGAUACCUUUGGUCCGGAGCAAUUUUUAUGUCACCGAGUCCAAUAUCUAUCGAAACCGGGUGUUCUUCUUCCGCCACGAUAUCUGGAGGUCUGUCGCGGAGCCAGCCAUGGCCGAGCUCAAGGUCAAUUUGUUUGAGGAAGUCAAACUCGAUGAGGCUCUGAAGAAGCUUGAUUCUCGCCGACUAGGAUACAGCCAAAUUAGGUUGCUCCCCAAGCAUGCCUCGGUCCGGCCAAUCACGAAUCUGCGUCGGAGAAUGCUAAUGACAAAGGACAAAAGGUUACUAGGCCAGAGCAUCAAUACUGUCCUGGGGCCUGCCUAUAGCAUGUUGAAGCUAGAGACGGUUCUUCAUGGGAGCCGGCUCGGCUCAGCCAUGUUCUCUGUGGGAGACAUCUACAAGCGCAUCGAUACUUUCAAGCAGCGUUUGGGCCACAGCAACGUGCCUCUCUACUUCGCCAAACUCGACGUUCGAGCUGCUUUCGAUACGAUCCCCCAAGCUGCUGUCGUUUCGUUGAUGAGAUCUAUUCCCUCUCAACGCAAAUACGACAUGGUCAGGCACGUCGAAAUGCAGCCCAACGAGAGUGGCAUCCUCGCGAAAUCCAAGGUUAUGAAACGAUGGCACACCUCAGCUAGAGCGGGAGCUGACAAGUCGACAUUUCUACAAAUGAUCGCGCGAGGGGCUAUCCCCAGCAAGAAGAACGCAGUCUAUGUUGAUAGUGUCUUCCGAAAGUCGCACAGCACACAUGAUCUACUUGCGCUGAUAGACUCACACAUUCAGGAGAAUCUCGUCAAGAUCGGUAAGAAAUUCUACCGUCAGAAGAACGGCAUCCCCCAGGGGUCGGUCAUCUCUUCCGUUCUCUGCAAUUACUUUUAUGCGGAUCUGGAGAAGAAAGAAUUGCAGUUCUUGCAGGUGGAAGACUGCCUCCUUCUCCGGCUCAUCGAUGACUUUCUUCUGAUAACCACGGACAAGAACAAGGCGUCUGGCUUUGUAGGAGUCAUGCGGCAAGGCAUGCCCGAGUAUGGCGUGGAGAUCAGCCCUAGCAAGACACUGGUCAACUUUGACAUGUCGGUCGACGGCGUUGCAGUGCCCAAGAUCCAGAAAGAUUGCCGCACAUUCCCUUACUGUGGAAUACAGAUUGAUUGUCAAACUCUCGAAAUAACCAAAGACAGAGGAUUGAACUCCGGGGCCUCGGUCAGAGAUCCAACGAUCUCAAAUUCUCUCACAGUCGAAUUCACUCGACACCCAGGCCAGAACUUCGGACGGAAACUCAUCAAUUCAUUCAAAAUCCAGUCAAACAUAAUGUUUUAUGACACACGGUACAAUACCCUGUCCACCGUCCUACGUAAUCUCUACGAAGCAUUCACAGAAUCAGCUACCAAGGCGUGGGCAUACUUGAAAUGCCUUCCUGCGGAGAAGCAGCCUGGUCCACAGCUCAUCAUAGUUUCCAUCUCGAAACUUUUCGAGGUGGCACACUUGUUGCUUACUAGCCCAUCAAGGAAGCUGAAGUAUCCUGAGUAUGAAUGCAAGGUUUCACAGGUCCAGGUCAAUGACACGAUCAGGAACCCCAGCCAAGGCCUUGAUCCGAGCCCGCAGCAGAAGGCAGGCCACGUGCAGAGCCUCUGCUUCACCAAAACCAUCUUGAAAGAGGUGGCUUCUUCCGCCUCGGAAGGGUGUCGUAUCUGCAGUAUGGCACUGGCUCAGGCCCGAAAUGGGCAGUUCACAGUGCUUCGCUGGGCUAAAGACGAUGACGAUGAUGAAGAAGACGAAGACGACACUCCGUGGCCUGGGGACAACCUGAUGGGGCGGAUGGACACGGGUUUCCUACUAAGUAGGCCGUUUGAAGACGAUGGACUCGUCAGCAUUAGGUUCUACCUCGAAUUCCGGGACAAGCCCAAGAAUGUGUUUGGGACAUUGGACGAGGUGCUUUGGCUGUCGCCGCCGGGGCCGGGGCCGGGGUCGACAGCAACCAAGCUUGUCGCGGCUCACGAUGAGUCGGUGCAUUCCACGAAGAAUUUUCGUCAGAUCAAGCAGUGGCUGGCGCAUUGCGACCAGAACCACCCAGACUGUGGCCUUGCCCCGGCUCGAGAUGGGCUGGCUUUCACACCAAGCCGGCUCAUCGAUGUUGGCAGUGCGGACGAUUCCUGGGUUCGACUCAUAUCAAACACGGAGAAUAUCCGAGGCGAGCGAUAUACCACCUUGAGCUACUGCUGGGGAGGUGCUCAGAGCCUCAAGCUCAUGUCCUCCAACAUCCGCCACUUCGAGGAGGGAUUCCCUCUAGACGACCUUCCCAAAACGAUCCGCGAGGCAGCCCAGGUCACGCAAGAUAUUGGCGUCCGCUACCUCUGGGUCGACUCGAUCUGCAUUAUGCAGGACUCCGUCGACGACUGGGAGUCAGAGGCUGUCCGGAUGUCGGAUGUAUACGGGUGCAGCUACUGCACCAUCAUGGCUACAGAGAGUCGCAACUCAGACGAGGGCCUGUUCAGAUCGCGGGUCGACAGCGUGGUCCGGCCGACCUGGUACAAGAUCUGGUACAAGGAUGAGGCAACCCCCACCGUCUUCAUGAAGGAGAUGUCCAUCGAAGCAGAAGGCGAGGUGAGCUUUUAUACCAAGCGCCUGGAUGACGCACCCGCUGCCAAUAGGGCCUGGAUCUUCCAGGAGCACGUUCUAUCUAGGAGAGUGAUACACUUCACAUAUGAUCAGCUGAUGUGGGAGUGUCAGUCGACUGUCACCUGCGAGUCAUUCCCUGAGGGCUUCAGUGGGAAUGGAGUCAUCAAUGACAGCUAUCUUUGGAUUCCAAAACUUAAGCCUACGGGUCACAUGACGGCAACUCUCAAGGCAAUCAGUGCCAUGCUGAGAUGGGCAAAUUAUGUCGAAGCCUACUCCCACCGCGAAAUGUCCGUCCCCGGCGACAAGCUAGUCGCCAUAGGCGGCAUCGCCAGAAGACUCGCAGAAAUUCACGGAUUAGACCACUCCGACUACGCUGCUGGACUCUGGAAGCACAAUAUGCCCAGCUGCCUUCUGUGGACGUCCUUGAGCACCUUUUCCAAAGACACCCCGAAAUCCUGGCAUAAUACGUUCGCCCCGUCGUGGUCCUGGGCAGCGAUAGGUGGUAGUGUUCAAUAUGCCAGGUCGCACGUGCAAGAUCCAGCACGCAAAUCACUGGUCGAGGUCCUUGACGUACAGAUUGAGUACGUAGAUCGUCAGAUUUUCGGUCAGGCGGUGUCCGGCACGAUAAAGCUGUCAGGGCGGCUCAUAUCCGUCUUCAAGCCGGCGUGGAAGAACAGAGGGGACUCAUCUCACCGAUCAGAAAAGUACAAGGACCCAAAAUACGCCCUACUCUGGACCGGCCAGCUCGCGAGGGAUGUGGCUUUCGAUGCGAACCAGGGCCCUAUCACCAUCUCCUGGGACGUGUAUGGCGUCGCAGAGGAGGUCUUGUGCAUGAGGGACAAACUCAGGGGUACUUAUGGCCUACCGAUAUUCUACAAUGCCGGAGCCAGAAGCUUGUGUGGACUUUUGCUCCUCGCCACGGAUCGUCGCGGAGAGUAUCGGCGCCUGGGUCUGUUUCGCGAGUGGAUAGAUCCUCCAGAUCGUGAGCGAUUCUAUGGAGAGGAGGGCGAAGGCGAAACUGGAGAAUGGCUGGACGAUUUCUACGACUCUGGGCGCUUUGGAGGGGAGAUUAGGGCGGAAGAUCUGCAUCUUUAUACAGACGACGAGUCAAUCAUACUUGUCUGA
Molecule: messenger RNA, 5130 nt
Organism: Diaporthe amygdali
Lineage: Eukaryota; Fungi; Ascomycota; Sordariomycetes; Diaporthales; Diaporthaceae
Exons: 10
Coding region: 1-5130 (1709 amino acids)
Biological process (GO): telomere maintenance via telomerase
Cellular component (GO): telomerase catalytic core complex
Molecular function (GO): telomerase RNA binding; telomeric repeat DNA binding
Source: RefSeq, a predicted model, not a curated record